Emiliania huxleyi CCMP1516 is the source of this 1038-nucleotide messenger RNA. RefSeq lists its product as hypothetical. The coding region runs from base 1 to 1038 and encodes 345 amino acids. Gene Ontology annotation, molecular function: hydrolase activity. Lineage: Eukaryota; Haptophyta; Isochrysidales; Noelaerhabdaceae. The transcript is spliced from 3 exons. The record is from RefSeq and is a predicted model, not a curated record.
AUGUGGUGGUCUGGGCGAGAGCAGAGCUGCAGCAACAGGCUGCUCCGGCGCCUGAGCUCGGUGCUCGCAGCGCUCGGUGUCAGGAGCGCACCCGCUGCACCUCCGCGACGCCUCCGCCUCGCUGUGGUCGGCGACUGCCACGGCCAGUACAACGAGGACGACAACGCCGCGCUGCUCGCCCUCGUUCCUGACGCCGCCCUCUUUGUCGGCGAUUACGACAACGAGGCGGCCGACAUCCCACGCACCAUCGCUAAACUGCACGGCGCCCUUCCCGUCGCGUCCAUAAUGGGCAAUCACGACGCGUGGUACCUCUCCAAGUUGAUCGCCAGGGAGCGCACGGCACUCGACUCGGCCUCCUCCUCGGCCUCCUCCCUCGCGCCCGGUGCUCAGCCGCGCCUUGGGGAGAGCGCCGAGUUUGAGUCCGUGCGGCAGCAGCAUUCGCUCCUCGCACCGUCCAACGUCGGCUGGGGCCGCCGCGACUUCGAGGCGCUCCCCCUCAGCGUCGUCGGCGGGCGGCCCCUCUCCUCGGGAGGCGCGAGCCUCGAGCGGCACGCGCGCAUGUACAGCUCGCUCUGGGGCGUGCGAGGUGCGGAGGAAAGCGCGGCGGUCAUCGCGAAACACGUGCGCGCUGCGCCGCCGGGCGCGGCGACGGUCAUGCUCGCUCACAACGGGCCGAGCGGGCUCGGCAGCGCGCGGGACGAUAUCUGCGGCAAGGACUGGGGCGGUGGCGGCGGCGGAGACUGGGGCGACGAGGACUUGCGCCUCGCACUCUCCGACGGCGGCGGCCAGCGGUCGAUGGUGUGCCGCGGGGCGGACGGACGGCUCUACGUCAACGGGGCGAGGGUGCCACGGUGGCGGACGGCGCCCUCCGGCUGCGGCGUCGAGCGGCUCUUCACGAUGGUCGACCUCGAGCAGUCGAGCGGGGGGUGGGCGGCGGCACGCGUGGAGCAGGUGUGGGCGCUGCCGGACGGGCGCGUGACGGAGCGAGAACCGCUGUGGUCUGUUGACGACGAGCUCCUGGAGAGCAUGCGCGAGUGA